Pungitius pungitius (ninespine stickleback) is the source of this 2384-nucleotide messenger RNA. It is a transcript of the gene chrna9a, whose product is annotated as cholinergic receptor, nicotinic, alpha 9a. The coding region runs from base 232 to 1818 and encodes 528 amino acids. The record is from RefSeq and is a predicted model, not a curated record. Gene Ontology annotation, molecular function: transmembrane signaling receptor activity; acetylcholine-gated monoatomic cation-selective channel activity. The transcript is spliced from 7 exons. Lineage: Eukaryota; Metazoa; Chordata; Actinopteri; Perciformes; Gasterosteidae. Gene Ontology annotation, cellular component: plasma membrane; synapse; postsynaptic membrane. Gene Ontology annotation, biological process: regulation of membrane potential; chemical synaptic transmission; nervous system process.
GAUAACCCCAGGUCCUGUUCCACGGCAGCGAUAGCCGGUCUCACUGAAGCAACCUGCGACUAACAACUAGCAAAGCAUCCAGAGCUUUGGAAAGGAUGUGCUGUGAGACAGCGACAGUUCAGGGGGGCACGGAGAUCACAACAGAGUGACGCUGCAGGUCUGGACCCAGGCCGCCCCGGCAAAACCUUUUUACCCUGAAUAAUUCAUCCCUCGCAUAGCGACUGGCUGGAAAUGAGGAAGGCAGCGCUGGUGGUUUGGAUCGGCCUUCUGGUGCAAGUGGCCCACGGUGCUCAGGGACAUUAUGCCCGCAAGCUGCUGGCGGACCUGAUGGAGGACUACUCCAACGCUCUGAGACCAGUCGACGACACGGACAAAGCUCUCAAUGUCUCGCUGCAGAUCACCCUGUCACAGAUCAAAGAUAUGGAUGAAAGGAACCAGGUGCUGACCACGUACUUGUGGAUCAGACAGGUCUGGCAUGACGCCUACCUGAAGUGGAACAAGGAGGACUAUGACGACCUAGAGAUGAUCAACAUCCCCAGCGACCUGGUUUGGAAGCCCGACAUCGUCCUCUACAACAAGGCAGACGAGGAUGCAGGUGAAUCCAGCACUAAUGUCAAGUUGCGUUACAAUGGAGAGAUCGUCUGGGACUCUCCGGCGAUCACAAAGAGCUCGUGUGUGGUGGACGUCUCCUACUUCCCCUUCGACUGGCAGCAGUGCAAGCUCACCUUCGGCUCCUGGACCUACAACGGCAACCAGGUGGACAUCAGCUUGGGGAUGGACAGCGGUGACCUGUCGGACUUUGUGGAGAACGUUGAGUGGGAGUGUCACGGCAUGCCGGCGGUCAGAAACGUCAAGAUGUACGGCUGCUGCUCGGACCCUUACACUGACAUCACCUACACCCUGCUCCUGAAGCGCCGCUCCUCCUUCUACAUCUUCAACCUGCUCCUGCCCUGCUUCCUCAUCUCCUUCCUGGCCCCGCUGGGCUUCUACCUGCCGGCCGACUCGGGGGAGAAGGUUUCCCUCGGGGUGACGGUGCUGCUGGCGCUCACCGUGUUCCAGUUGUUGGUGGCAGAGAGCAUGCCCCCCGCAGAGAGCAUGCCCUACAUAGGGAAGUACUACAUAGCCACCAUGACGAUGAUCACAGCCUCCACGUCUCUCACCAUCUUCAUCAUGAACAUUCAUUUCUGCGGCGCCGAGGCCAAGCCGGUCCCUCACUGGGCCAAGGUGCUCAUCAUAGACUACAUGUCCAAAAUCUUCUUCGUCUACGAGGUGGGCGAGAACUGCACCACGGCAGGGAGCGACAAGGCCCCGCUGUACCCGGAGGAGCCCCCGUACAACGACCGGGACGACCGCUUCCUCGACUGCGGCCACGGCGGCGGCGCGCGCGAGUACAGCAACGGCCACGCUGGCGCUCACCCCGGCAGGCCUCACAGAAGCCACGCCAACGGCAAUGCCAACAACAGCCGCCACCAGUACAGCAACCACGGCGGCAGGCUGGAGAGUGGCGAGAGCAAGGGAGGCUGCCCGGCCCCCCCGCCCAACCUCCGGCACCUGAACGGCGGGCCGAAGGAGCAGCUGCUCUACCCUGCGGAGAAGCCUCGGCUCCCAGCCUGCCCCUGCCGCUGCCCCGGCCCGCAGCAUCAACAGGUGGUGAAAAACAUCCAGUACAUCGCCAAUUGCUUCCGCGAGCAGAAGGCCACUUGUGUCAAGGCCGCAGAGUGGAAGAAGGUUGCCAAGGUGAUGGACCGGUUUUUCAUGUGGAUAUUCUUUGUGAUGGUCUUCCUCAUGAGCAUCCUCAUCAUCGCCAAGGCAUCCUGACAGCCCCCCAUCGUCUUCUGACCACACCGAGAACUUUCGUCCUCCUCGUCCUCCACUUCUCAAGUUAUGCUCGUCUUCACUUCAAUGCAACACCAGGCAACUGUUUUAUACGUGUGUCAGCAUUGUGUUGUGUUUGUGUUGCGUGUGUGUGGGUCAUCCGUUGAACCGGGGGGGGGGAGUCCAUCAAAGCCUCUCACUGAGAUAUCUUCAGGGGUGAACCCGGGCCUCGGACUCUCCAUUAUGGAUGAGCCAACAGUCAUCCAGCUAUAGGCAUCUCAUUACUUGCAUUACAUUUAAGGGCCGAUGGACGAUGUUUUUUUCCAGACUCAGUUACAAUGAGAGCCGCAGCAGAUUGACCUGGAUAGGAGACACCCCCCGGUGAAUAAGGUAACAAAAGUUGAAGUAAUAGAUACCAGCAUGAAUUCAAAAUGCUGAUUACAUUACAUUUACACAAUAAUUUGUUGGAGUUACAAGUUUUAUUAAAAUGGUAUGUUUACAAAAGUCUACAAAUGUAAAUAGACAUAUUUUUUAAAAAUAAACAUCCCAAAUUCUUGAUAUUUAUCAGU